UAGUCCAAUAAUUUCUAUACACAAAAUUAUGUCGACUGCAGCUCACCUAUCGCAACAAUUGCAACAAGACUUGCAAAAUGAACUGACAACAGCUAACCAACUAUUACAUUUAAUUUCUAUUGAAUUACAACAAAUCAAACAUUUCACAAGAAUAAAUGGUGAAUUUGAAGAAAACAUAAAGCAGAAUUCAUCUUUAGUGAUGACUUUAGCAAAUUUGCAGCAAGUGGAUGUAGAGAAUCUGCCACCAGUGACACAUAAACAAAUUGAUAUGAGCAGAAAUACAAAUAAUGUUACAUAUGAACAACAUGAAACUUUCAGAAAUAGCUCUGGAAUGGAUGACAGUCAGUAACAAAUAGUAGUGUAGUAUAAUAAAAAAAAUGCUCGCAAAUCUUAUAUUCCCACUAUCUGGCACAAUUCUAUAUUUUAUGUAUAAUUUUUAUGUGUGACUAUCUACCUCAUAAGGUAUUAGAAGUUAAGACAAGUAGAUAUGAUGCUUCAAUACUACUAAAUAUUAAAUUUACUACUCUAAUUUCAUAAUACCUAUUAUUUGGCAACAUGUUUAUAUUGUGAAAUAAUAAUAAAAGAUAAUUUUUAUGUAAAAUUUUAUUCAAUAUCCUUAACUAAUAUUAACAUCACAUAACUUUACUAAACAUACUACAUAACUAAAGUACUUUAUUAAACAUAAUAUAUAUUUAAGGCAAUUAAUUUACUAAAAUAUAUAUCUUUAUAAUAAUUUUCUAGAAUAGUCCAUAUUUAUAUAAUAGUGAGAUAUUUCAUUUUUAAAGGAACUUUCCUCAUUUUCAAUAAUCAAAGUAGCUUAAUGUAGUUUCGGCAUAUAUUAUACAUGAUUAUAUUAUUUUUUAAAAUUAGAUACAUUACAUUUACUAUAAUUUGUCAUGUUAUAAAACCUAGACUGGAUUGUCCAUUAAAAAAUAUGGGCUUUUCAAUGUUCUUCCCUUACAAUACCUUUUAUUACUAUAUGAUCAGUAGUGUAGAAAGCAAAAUUAAUUUAUUUCAAUAAUUAAUAACAGUAAGACAUUCUAUAUAACAUUUAGUGUAAAUUUACUGUUGACUGUUGUGUCCUGACACAAAAUAUUGCAGAUUUUUUUCAAAUUCUUUAUUUGUAAGUAACGCCUUUGCUACAUAUGUACUACAUAUGUAGCAAAGGCCUUAAAAUAAAUAACAUGGUUCUCCGAUUUAAUCACAUAUCUAUAAAAGUCCAUGCUCGUGAAAUGGUGUCAUUUCAUGUAGCAUUGUUUUUAAACAUAUCAUGAAGAGUAAACUAUACUCCAUAAUGACACCAUGAAAUAAACUAUUACUCUGCGCGUAUGUAUGGUCAAAUGACCACCGCAAUUUCAUAACUCGACCAUAAUUUGUCUAUGAUGCUAAAAUUCCUUAUUCAGCAUAUUUAUCGU
Achroia grisella is the source of this 1415-nucleotide messenger RNA. RefSeq lists its product as uncharacterized. The coding region runs from base 29 to 349 and encodes 106 amino acids. The record is from RefSeq and is a predicted model, not a curated record. The transcript is spliced from 3 exons. NCBI's taxonomy places the organism in Eukaryota, Metazoa, Arthropoda, Insecta, Lepidoptera, Pyralidae.